UAUCUCUAUUUUGGUUCGAGCAGAUUGACCAAAAUGCUAAUAAAAAUUAUGCUAAUGAGUUAGAAAAGACUAAAAUUAUGCUUUAAUGACUUGAUUGUCUUUUGACUAAAAUACCCAGACUUUUAGUCAACUAAAACUUUAUUAAAAAAUACUAUACAGUGGACUAAAUAUGACAAAAACUAACACGGACAUUUGACACGGGACUAAGACUAAAUUUUAAAAUGGCUGCCACAAAACAACCUGCCAUUCCAGAUCAGAACCGCCCGACUCUUUAACGCUUUAAAUCACUGUUAAAACACAUCUCUUUGCUUCCUAUUUUCCUUCGACUUAAUUACUUUUAACCUGUAAAGCAGCUCGGUGAACCUUGGUUGUUUUAAGUGUGGAUUUAAUUUGUUAAAAUGCGUGUGCAGCUUUGGUUUGUGGGAGAUUCUUCUAACACGUAGGUACUGUAGCAGAGAGCCUUCAGUGUUGCAGCCCCGUGAGGCUUCCUCCCUCCACAUGUUUUAAUGAAACUCCUCAAACGCCAUCUGUUCACCACAGCAGGAGUGUUUCUGAAAACAUUUAUUGUCGUGUCGUGUGAAGUCUAAUCUGUGUCCUUGGGUUUCAUGAAAAGCGCUAUAUACAUUUAAAGUAAAAUAAAAAAUAUGUUAUGUCCUUUUUUUUUCUGUUUCUCUUUUCAUUUUGUCCUUAUAGAGGCACUUUAUAAACAUCAUUUAUCAUUAAAUAUUCACCUCAUCAAAUAAAUAUAUGUGAACGUGCAGAUUUGUGUGUGUUUGAACUCUUCGCACACUCAGAUCUGCUCACCAGAAACCCAGAACCCCCCCCCCCCCCACCACCACCCUGCUAGGCUUUUAUUUUGAAAGCUUAGACAGGCACUGCCUUAAACUUCAGUCAGCUUCACAGUGGUGGAGGAUGGAGAGGAAAGAAGCUACUGUACUGCAAGAGCUUCCUCCUGCACACACACACACAUUAACACACACAUUCACUGUUAAAGCACCCCUCCCUUUCCUUUCAACUCUUGCAGUGAAGCAGAUCGAGCUGCUGCAGCGACAUCCCACCACUCUGCACCUCCAGGAACCAACACAGCAAUACUAAAUAACCAACAGCAGGGACCGGCUGAAGAACUAUUUCACCAUUGUUUUUAAGAUCUGUUCCAGUCUGAAUCCUGCAUCUGAUUUAUCAUUUUAUAUUUUUCAGUACUCGUGCUCCGUCUCUCAUCAGUGGAUUGUACCUCCUGCGUUCCCUGUAGAGACACGAUGAACAUCAGCCUGCAGCUCCCAGUAGACUAGGACCAGACAGCGCUCAUCCUUCAGCUUUUCUUCAAACACUUUACUUUGUCUUCACCGUCUGAUGGCCACCAGUCCCAGCGCCGCCCAGCCGUCCAGUAGCAUGGAAGAGUCCCACCAGCCACAACAGCCAAUCAACACGCAGCAGGACGGAGAAGUCGGCCAAGCCGCCGUGACUUCUCAGCCGGUCAGCGCAGAGCAACAAGCUCCGCCCCAGACGACACACGCUCCUGAUGCCAAACACACAGAGGCGGGCAAAGACCUGGACCACCUGACAGUGAUCAGUGACAUGGAGAACAGUAACGGCGUAGGCCCUGUGAGGGUCGACUCAUCUCCCACAGUGUCCUCUGUGUCGCCCAAGCUAUAUGCUAAACCAGGCAGUCAUGCUAACGGUCGGCCUGGUUUGGGCAGCCGGUCUGGCUCUUUAGCGGCGGGCUCACCGAGGCCCUCGCUCACCCGCCAGCCCAGCGCAAUCACUGAGGCCACUGUGGACGGGUCCAAACCGAGGGACUACCUGAUCCUGGCCAUCCUGUCCUGCUUCUGCCCACUGUGGCCCAUCAACAUCGUAGCCCUCACCUUCUCCGUGAUGUCCCGAAACAGUCUGCAGCAAGGUAACAUCGACGGGGCUCGCCGUUUGGGCCGCAAUGCCAUGAUUCUGUCCGUCGUCUCCAUCUUAGGAGGGAUCGCCAUCAUCGCCGCUGCGAUCGCCCUCAACUGGGGAUUGAUAUUAAAAUCCUGAUUUAAAAUCAGCUGGAAUGGCAAAAUCGAAUUCCCGACGACAACAUCCGACCGUCACGACACCGUUUCCCUCUACGAUUUUUCCUGAAGCACUACCGUUCUCAAGCGCCUGCACCGGAUGAAAAACAAAUAGAUAUUUGUUCCUGUACUUUGCUGUUGUUUUUUGCUGCACGACGAGCAUGGUCUGCCUGACCCUCUACCUCCGACACGGCCGACGAAAGCCAACCACCCCCGCUCCCGCCACCGACACUCGAUUUGGAUGUGGAACGGGAGGAAAAGGGACGGAUCACCGGACGCUCAUUUCAGUCUGCUCCACAGACCACUUUCCUCUCAUCCGCGAACAAGUGUGUCUGUUGUCAUGGAAACGGACAUCUGUCUCUACGGAAACGGGAUUAUUCUGAUCUCUAAAUGAGUUCGGCUCCAUGACACAGGGUCCAGUACUGGUGGCAAACAAAAAAUUUGAAUCUUGGUGUUUUAGCUGAACUGAAGCUUGGGGAGACGCUGCUGCUGUGAUGGUUCAACGUGAACUGAAGACGACGAACUCGAGUUUUGUACUGUGAAGUGGUGACACACACACACACACACACACACAAAGCUGGACACACCUGUUGCAUUGUGGUCAUAGAGAGCUGAUAUCACAUCUCACUUUGCUGCUGUUCCACUCCACCUCUGGGACUCAAAACAUCCUCUCCUUGAGGUUUUCUGUCAUCGAUCUUCCUGAAAAAGUGCAUCUGUGUUUGAAUAUAUUUAUUACUACAUAUUCUAAUAUACAGUAAAUGACAGACCUUCACAUUAGAAACUCUCACCUCGGUGAGUAAAAUUAAGUUUAGUGAUAAAGCUGAUGAUUUUCUAAAUUCUGUCAACAAAUCUUCAUGUGCAGAGCCAAACCACGUCCCUCAGAACUGUUUGACUUCCUGUUUGUGGCUCUCGUGCAUUGCUCCGAGCGCAUUGGUUCCUCCUGAAGACGUAAAUCUUUAAAAACACCUUAAAAAUAUAUAGUUUCAUGUUUAAUAAAUGCUCAGUAAUUUCUGCUCACGAUCAAACAAACAGGAGGAAAUAGUGCAUUUGUUGGGGACUAUUUCCAGCGGCGGAUGAAUCCUACUUCUGGUGCUCUAGUAUUUCUAGUAUCUUGUGUUUGGGGCAGCAGAAUUUGGUCUGUGGGACUGAGUCUGCACAUGAAAUUUGUUGACAAUCUAGAAUAUCACCACAUUUAUUCAUCAAACAGCGGUUCAUGUGUUUGCAUUCAUAAAACUAUUCCAGCAUGUACUAAUAUUGUCUCUUCCAUAGCCAUGCUAUCCACCAACGUCCUCUCCAAGAAAUACGUGCAGCUGCAUCCAUCUCAGCUCAGUCUGUGGCCAUUUUGUCUGUUUCUAUUUUUCAUUCAUCGGUAGCUAGCUAGGAUGGCGUCCCCUUUCUUAGGCGCCCCCCAGCAGGGAAACAGCUACUUCCUGUCCAGCCUCUGUUCCACCAGCUUCUGUCCAGCUUCUCCUCUCAUUCUGCAUUUCUUUCUUGUGAAGUGAAGCGGUUUUAAUAAGUUCUUUGAUGCUUUUAAAAGGGGUUUCUCAUCAUUAUCGACAGCUGAGCCUGGCUUGUAAAUGGGGUCGGCCGGGUUGUGUGGGCGGGAACUUGAUACCGCGGCUCCACCCCUGUCAAGACCACUUGGUGUCAGUUUGUAACACACUGGGACCCCCCCCCCCCCGACUCGUGUGAAACAAAUAAUAGUUUUGUUACGUAAGUUAUGUUACUUAACUUACAUCCAGUUGCUGGAAAAAGUAUGUGAACCCUUUAAAAUUACCUGAAUUUGUGCAGAAAUUGGUCAUAAAAUGUGAUCUUAUCAUCAUCUUAACAAUUGACAAUGUCAAUAUUGUAGCCCCUCCAAAAUUUCACUAAUAAUGUUUUCAGAGGAGCUCCCAUCUUAUUAAGAGGAGCCCUGCUGCCCCUGGCAACAGGAAAUAACGUUUUAACUAUAUUACUCACAAAACAAACUGGAACAUUAAAGGAGACCAAUAAUCUGUAUUUCCAGUCCUAUAUUGUAGUUCUGUGACUCCUAUUUGGCAGCUUUGCAUGAUUCAUAGUUCAAAAAAAAUUAUUUUCUGUCUUAUACUGAUUCUUCAUGCAGGCCUUCAUUUCAGCCU
Molecule: messenger RNA, 4159 nt
Organism: Micropterus salmoides (largemouth bass)
Lineage: Eukaryota; Metazoa; Chordata; Actinopteri; Centrarchiformes; Centrarchidae
Product: trafficking regulator of GLUT4 1
Exons: 5
Coding region: 1351-2025 (224 amino acids)
Cellular component (GO): membrane
Source: RefSeq, a predicted model, not a curated record